Messenger RNA from Onychostruthus taczanowskii (white-rumped snowfinch), 2251 nucleotides. It is a transcript of the gene SGTA, whose product is annotated as small glutamine rich tetratricopeptide repeat co-chaperone alpha. The coding region runs from base 187 to 1125 and encodes 312 amino acids. The transcript is spliced from 12 exons. Gene Ontology annotation, biological process: post-translational protein targeting to endoplasmic reticulum membrane. Lineage: Eukaryota; Metazoa; Chordata; Aves; Passeriformes; Passeridae. Gene Ontology annotation, cellular component: membrane; TRC complex. Gene Ontology annotation, molecular function: molecular adaptor activity; protein binding. The record is from RefSeq and is a predicted model, not a curated record.
GACCGGGACGGGGGACACCGGGACCACGGCCCCGCCGGGACCCUUCCGCCUCGGGACCCGCUGGUGCCGGGCCGUGCUGCCCGCCGGUCAGCCGCGGUUCUGCUCCGCCUGGGGACAGCGGCACCGGAGGGAUUUUUUGGGCAGCCAGGAGCGGCGCAGCCCGGCCCCUCCAGCCUCUCUCCCAGCAUGGCAGACCAGAAGCGUCUGGCCUUCUCCAUCAUCCAGUUCCUGCACACCCAGCUCCAGAACGGCAGCAUGUCUCCAGAUGCUCAGGAGAGUUUGGAAGUGGCUAUCCAGUGCCUGGAAACAGCGUUUGGGGUCUCCAUGGAAGACCAAAGCCUGGCUGUGUCCCAGACCCUUCCCGAAAUAUUUGAAGCCGUGGCAGGGAAGGAGCUGGAACACUCCAGGACGAACUCGGAGCCCGUCACCCCCUCAGAAGAUGACGUGGCUGAAGCUGAAAGACUCAAGACUGAAGGAAACGACCAAAUGAAGGCAGAAAACUUCGAGGCUGCCGUGUCAUUUUAUGGAAAAGCCAUCGAGUUAAACCCAGCCAACGCUGUUUAUUUCUGCAACAGAGCUGCUGCCUACAGCAAACUGGGGAAUUACGCGGGGGCCGUGCGGGACUGCGAGCGAGCCAUCGGCAUCGACCCCAACUACAGCAAAGCCUACGGCAGGAUGGGCUUGGCCCUGUCCAGCUUAAACAAACACACAGAAGCUGUUGUUUACUACAAAAAAGCUCUGGAGUUGGAUCCGGACAACGAAACGUACAAAUCCAACCUCAAAAUAGCUGAACAGAAAAUGAAGGAGACUCCCAGUCCAACCGGCGGCCCCGGAGGGUUCGACCUGGCCGGAUUGCUGAACAACCCCGGCUUCAUGAGCAUGGCCUCAAACCUCAUGAACAACCCCCAAGUACAACAGCUAAUGUCCGGGAUGAUCUCGGGAGGCCACAACGCCAUGGGAGCGGCCGGGAGCAGCCCCUCCACCAACGACCUGGCCAGCCUGAUCCAGGCGGGCCAGCAGUUUGCCCAGCAGAUGCAGCAGCAGAACCCCGAGCUGAUCGAGCAGCUGCGCAGCCAAAUCCGCAGCCGGACCCCGAGCGCCAGCAACGAGGAGCAGCAGGAGUGAGCCCCUGGAAAUUCCAGGAUUUGCUUUUCCAGCUGGGAGCCACCUCCGUGUUGCCAAUUCUUGACUUGGAAGUGUCCAAGAGGGGGAAAAAACCCAAAACUCCAACGGAUAAAAACCACAAAAAUUCCCAAAUCUUCCCGUGCCCUGCAUGUCCCCGAGAAUUCCCAAUUCCCUCCCUGCUCCUCCCUUUUCCCCCCUUUUUUUCCCCUUUUUUUCCCCAUUUUCCCCCUUUUUUUUCCCCUUUUUUUCCCCUUUUUUCCCCUUUUUCCAGGUUUAUUUUUUGGGGUUUUUUUCCUGGCAGCCCCAGCAGAGCUGAACUCAGAAUUCUGCUGGGAAAUUCCCAAAUCCCCGCAGGAUUUGCUGCUCGUGGGGGGGUUUUAUUCCCAAUUUUUUGUUGUUGUUUUUUGGAGCAUUUCCAAGCAAAUUCUUAUUUUUUUUCCCCCAAUUUUCCCCUCGGGAGCCACUUCCAAGAAGUGUUUGAGUCCCUGCUCGUCCCCAUCCUGGAAUUCCCAGGAUUUUCCAUCUCUGGGAAUGAGGAUUUUGCUCCAAGUCUGGGAUUUUUUGGGAAUUUUGCUGCUUCUCCUCUCCAGGAUCCACGGGGGAGUCAGUUCUGAACCUCCCCCAGGCAUUUUUGGGGUUUUUCCCAUCCCAAAAAAAAAUCCUGGAAAAAUCCCAUUUUGGUCGUGCAGCAACUCUGGCAAAAUGGGAAUUUCUGCCAUGGAACGUGAGCAGGGAGGGAGUGAAGGUGUUUUUAGUGUGUUUCAAGGAGUUUUUUCUGAAUUAUUUUGAUUUUUUUUAAUUGCAUGUCAGUGAUCAGCCUGGCUGGGCUGGGGUGGAGGGAAUCCAAAAUCCCCCUUUGGAUCCAAAAUCCAGGAUUUGGGCAGGGAAAAGCUCCUGGAGCCGCCUCAAAUCCCAGCUGGGGAGAAACCAGAGGGGUUUUUUUUAAAAUCCAAAAUGGAUUUAAAUCUGAUUUUUGGCUCCUGGGGGAGGAGGAGCCCCUCUGGAAUGUUGGGGAGACGGAAAAAAUCAUGGAAAAAAGUGAUUUUUUUUGGUCGAGGCUCCGUGGAAUUCAUGUGGUUCGUGUCACUCGUGAGGAAUAAAAACCAUUUGGACACUUUGGUUGUUA